Messenger RNA from Portunus trituberculatus (swimming crab), 3619 nucleotides. RefSeq lists its product as uncharacterized. The transcript is spliced from 9 exons. The record is from RefSeq and is a predicted model, not a curated record. Lineage: Eukaryota; Metazoa; Arthropoda; Malacostraca; Decapoda; Portunidae. Bases 325 to 1563 code for a protein of 412 amino acids.
UGCCGGGCCAGUCGUCGCGUGGCUGUCGCGAGAGUGGGUUGUGUCGCCGCCCGGUGCCUGCAGAAGGUGUACUGCCUCACCUCUGCCGCUCCCGCCCCUGCUGCCGCCGCGCCUGCAGGGCUACUCCCGAGCCCGCCACGCCUCGCCCACAGGUGCUGCCACACCCUACAAGUACCCUUGCCCUCCUCUCCCAAGUACAGGCCGCCGCGCCCUGUCUCUUCUCCUGUCGGCGCCCCGUCCACCCCACCGGCCCUGUGUGAGGCGCCACGUGACCUGGAGGUGCGCGGGCCAGGCCAGGUCAGGUCAGGUGACUCCCGCAGCACCAUGACCUGCCGCUUGGUGAUUCUCCUGGUGGUGGUGGUAACUCUGAGCGACCUGGCCACUCAUGAAGGUGUUGCUGCCACCGCCACUGCUAAGGAGCCACCUGGUGCGGCCCCAUCCUCCCCCCUGCAAGGUAAUGCUGGUCCAGCUUCCGGGGAGACCAUGGUAGACGCCCCUAGGGACCCUAAGCCAGGCAGCACAACACGCCGCCAAGAGCAGCCCGCCAGUCCGCUAUCUCGCCAGGAACACACUCGUAGCAAAUCCAGCUCGGGAGGCGCGGCAGGCGCGGCAGGCGGGUAUGACAGCAGCGUGGACAAUGUGCUGGCGGCGCUCGUGGACUACUCCAAGGACCCUAAAUUGUGGCGCUUCGUACACAGUGUUGUCGAUGAGCUUGACUAUAGUUUACGAGCCAGCCACCCUCAAGCCUCAGCCAGCCCUCAUCGACCCCAGGCUGCCCUCCACAUUACUCACCCCAACACCCACUGGGGGAGGACAUCCACUGGUGGAAAGCAUGUCACAGGGCAGAGCAACAGCCACACUGACACCUGGAAUAAUGACCAUAAGGGCUACUUAACCAGAAGCAGUUCAGAUAAACUUCUCACUACAACCACCACCACUGCUACACCUUUGCUGCCAUGGCUACAGCAGCCCCCAGAGGAGCCUUUCAUAGGUGGCCACACAACACAGGACUACAACAUAUCCUCAGAUGUGUCUUCUCAAAGCAGAUCCAGCAAAGUCAAUUUUGUGAAAAGUGUGCCACCUCCUUCCACACACUUCUUCUUUCACCGAGUGUUUCUUGACAAGUCCUUUGACAACCGCACCAGACAACCAUACCACCGACCAGUGCUGGCCCUCACAGCGCGGGAUAUAGGUGCGGCAAAGUCCUCAGUAGAUCAAAAAGGCAAUACAUCUGAUGCAGCAAACCACACAGCACAUGAGUCAAAUCAUGGAAGUGCUACAAAGGAAUUUACAGACAAGUUUGAUUCCCUGCCAGCAGCACCAAAGCAUUCUGAUGAAUCAAGUCAAGGCAAAGAAGUCACCCAGGAUGAGGAUGAAAGGCAUGGUGGUGAUGAUAACUCGGAGAAUGUGAUACUAGAGAAACAUUACCAACACCACCACCAUCAUCAUAGACACAAAUUACACACUUUCAAGAGUCAGCUUCAGUAUCUGCAGCGAUGGGAGGAGAGGCUGUGGAGGCGGGCUCACCUGCAGCCCCGCCAUCACACAUCAGGCGGCCUGUAGCAACUGGCAGUCCCUCCCGUGCCUCACCUCAGCGCCAGUGGUCAGGUUCCUGCACAGUUAUUACACUGGGCAUAGUGUUGAUCUGGUCUCCUUUGCCUGAUCAGAACUGGUAACACACUAAUAGAAGAAGACUAACUUAUUUCAUUGUGCCAGUUUUGUAAGUAGAGUUUUGUACUAUACUAACAAAAAUCACUCAUCCUUAAACAUUUAUCAUAACUGCAUGGAAAAACCUUUUCUAGUGAAGAUUUAAGGAAAGAUGGAUAAAGUUAAAUUUUCAGAGUCUAUGAUUAAACAUUAAUAGGUAUCGGAAUAAUGCAAUGAUCCCUUGUCAAACACUAUGACAUGUGAAAAGAAUGCCAUCAUGGAUGUGCAGCUCAGCCAGUCUCCUGAAACUCUAAUGAUGACAAGGCAUCAGUGACUUUAAUGUAGGAGUCACAAGUGAAAAAAUAAUAAGUCCCUAUAGGUACAGUAGCUCCCAAAACUAUAUAGAAACUAAGUGUACCUUCUGACAGUAGGUAAUAUUAUAGGAUAUGCUUGGUGAUUGUGGGGGUAACAGUUGGUAACUUUUGUGCACCAGGGAUGUUUUCUGUAUAUUGUGACCUGGGAAAUAGAUUAACAUAUCAGCAUCACGUCAAGCCACACAUAACAACCUUACUGAUACCUUACUUGAUCAGGCAGCAGGUUUCAUAUUCUUCAUUAUGUUACAUUUUGCACCACACUUUAAAAAUAGUUUUGGGAGCUACUAUACAUGAAUUGUAACUCCCUAAAGUAUCUAUAACACUGUGAGGGAUGAGUAUAAUGUGACUACAGUACUGCAAUGAAAUUUCUCAUCUCCUUUGUCUUUUUGGGAAUGUUUCUAAUGUGUGAAGGAGUAAGUGGGAAGACGAGAUAAAAAGAAAUUUUGAAUCUCUCUCUCUCUCUCUCUCUCUCUCUCUCUCUCUCUCUCUCUCUCUCUCUCUCUCUCUCUCUCUCUCUCUCUCUCUCUCUCUCUCUCUCUCUCUCUCUCUCUCUCUCUUUUCAGCUACAUUUACAAAUAUCUAUUACAAAUGUAAAAAUGUCUCUUAGAUUCAUAAGUUCUCUCACUUAAUUUUUUCUGUGUACGGAGCACUGACUAAGGUCAACAAAAUUUAUAUAAAAUGGACCCCACAUGUGUUUUUUAAAUAACCAGAUUUUUUCAAAUAUCAUUGCCAAUCAAGUCAUCAGUGUGAAAGUGGUAUUAGAAAAGACCUAAAACAAUAAUCAUUCUCUCCAUGUUAUUUACUUAGAGGAAUAUGGAAUCGUACAUUUGGUAAGGGAACAUUGCAACAAGAUUCUGAAGCACAUACCUAGUUGUUAUGGUGCCUAACAAAGGUAGUCUCCAUACUACCCUUACUUACACCAGCCUUCAUCCUGCAUAUCUUUACUGGAACACUUCUGAUCCCAGCUUAAGCACUUGGCAGUUUUUGUUUGCUUGUUUCAUGUAUGUCUGUACUUGGGUAUAAUCUUCCUGGUGAGCUGUGGGGCUUGAUAUGUUGGCUUGUCCUUACCCACAGGCCUCAAAGAGCAAUAAUAACCCUCAGUUAAAGGUUUUUCAUUGAACCAUUGUAACACUUAUCCAUGUAUCAAGCUAUUACACGAGACAAAAUAUGUACGUCAGAGUUUGUCUCAUUAUAGGAACAUUGUAAGAUAUUUCCAAUUAACAUCACUCAAUUCUUCAAGUAAAAUCUGUUUUUUGUUAAUAUUCUGUAACUAACGAUAUUUUGUAACACAAGAUUGACAACAGAUAAGAUGUUAUUUAAUGGUGAAAAUUUUAAUUCUAAAAGAUAGCUGGGAGGCUUAAAAGAAUGAUUUUAUACCAGUUUUGGAAAAAUUGCCUCAGUGAAUGUGUUUUUUCAUUGCUGGAGGAGAUUUUGUGAAGUGUGCUAAGGAAUCAUUAGUGAUGGAUGUUACAAGUCAGCUUGUAUGCAAAUAUCUUUAGUGAGAUUAAGACAAUGGUUAAUUUUAGUCUCCAAAAAUUUAUGAUAUAAUAAUACAUAUGGUUUGUUUGCAGAUAUAUAAAUAAAGUGGCAGAUGCAAA